AUGAUUCCUGUAAGAAAAAUUAUAUUAGUUAUAUUAUUAACGGCGCUAACAAUAUGUCAAGGAAAUGAAAACUGGCUUGAAAAUUUGUUUGAAGUAUCCAACGCAGAAAAGAGGAGCAUGUCCGACGUCAUAGUCGACUUUCUAGAUUACGUAUUCCCCAAAGACGAUUCUGAAUCAUCGAUAAUGAAAGAGAUUUUCACAAUGUUCGCAGAAGACGGCCCACCUGGAAUACAAAGUGGAUUGGCGGCGUUGGAAUACGUAAUUGAGCGAUAA
Parnassius apollo (apollo) is the source of this 273-nucleotide messenger RNA. The record is from the annotation of a GenBank genome assembly. Lineage: Eukaryota; Metazoa; Arthropoda; Insecta; Lepidoptera; Papilionidae.